UUAUGGCGUCAAUGUUGCACUGGAAAGGUAUAGCAGUCUUCGUACUCUUGCUCACAGCAUUUCUUCUUAACGGCGCAGCGCCCUUGCAGUUGCGAGAGAAAUGGGCAAAUCAGAGCUCGACUUCCGAUAUUCAGAAUCACGGCCCACGCAAAGCUAUAGACGGCAACUUGACAACUUAUACACAUACUGCUCGCCGUCUAGCAGGUGCUGUAAUUAGUGCUGGAUUGAGUCCAAAUCAUAAUUCGAACAGAGAGAUAGGAGCAGUUACAGAUGAGCAAGCCACUCACGAAACGCCGAGCAUUGACUUCAGAGCCGACCCUGCAGUCACUGCCCGUUAUGUGAGAGUGGAUCUUCCUGGUACAAAUAAAAUACUUCACAUGCGUGAAGUCUACGUUGAAGAAUUCACAGAUGAAGAUGGAGUAGGUGGGGCAGUGGAUUUUACAAUCGUCACCAACCCCGCUCUACUUGGUGGCGCUGGAAACAACGAUGCAACCAUUGGAGCUUACAAAGGCCCUAGAGAUAUCACCGCUGCCGUGUUAUUCGGUCGGCAGUUGAUUACGGGAGGAGCCAACAAUGAACUGCCUUCACGUUCAAAAGAGCUGCAGAGCCAACAACUAGGAUGUCAACUCAGACAAAUCCAGCUACCCGAAGUCGAUGGGCUUGACAGAACAGGUGUCUUCUACUGCAAAGCCACUAAGCCCGGCAAGACGGCCACAAGGAUACAGACCAUAAUUUUACCCACAGAUG
This is a messenger RNA of Acanthaster planci (crown-of-thorns starfish), 747 nucleotides long. RefSeq lists its product as uncharacterized. Lineage: Eukaryota; Metazoa; Echinodermata; Asteroidea; Valvatida; Acanthasteridae. The record is from RefSeq and is a predicted model, not a curated record.